Molecule: messenger RNA, 954 nt
Organism: Ambispora gerdemannii
Lineage: Eukaryota; Fungi; Glomeromycota; Glomeromycetes; Archaeosporales; Ambisporaceae
Source: the annotation of a GenBank genome assembly
AUGGAUAUUCCUUUUUCUGUCUUGAUUGAAAGGGCUGUUGAACCUACGUCAUCCGGUGAAGACAUAUUCGCGAAUACCAAGCCUUUAUUUGAAGUGAAAAAACUUUAUUUAUCUCCCAGUGACUUCAUACUAAAAUAUCCACGAGGUGCAUACACAUCUGCACGCACAGUCAACAAGAGAUCUAUAAUGGAUUUCAAUGGUCAUAUUGACCGUAUCGCCAAAUCCCUUCAAUUAAUGAAAUUCACUUUGCCAAAAAACAAUAAUGAUAAAAAUGAUGUGGAACCAUCACAUAUCACACAAUCAUUGGCUGACUAUCGGGAUCCAGAAAAACUUCGAAAAUUCGUGUUACCAUUGUUGAAAGAAGGGCUAAAAGAAUAUUUUCAAUUGGAUUCGUUAAUAGAAGCAAAAGAAGCAAAAGUUACUGUGUUUGUCUUUUAUUCUUUUGAGGAAUCAAGGCCUCGUUUAAUUGUGCAUAUAAGUCGAUUGAAUUCACCUAAAUCACCAAAAUGUAAAGUUGAAAUCUAUGGUGAACCGAGAAAGUUAGCAAUGGCAAAAGAUUCACAAUGGGUUCGUGAUCGUAAAGUAAUCGAGGAAUCGUUGCCACCUGGAUACGACGAGGUACUCUUAUUCGAUUCACAAACCCAAAACGUUUACGAAGGUCUCAGCUCGAAUUUUUUCGUAGUUCUGCCGAAUCCCGAUGAACAACAACAUUCAAUGCUGAUUACCGCACCCUUGAAAUAUGUUCUCGAGGGCACGAUAAUGAAGAUUGUCGUAAAGAUAUGCGAACGCGAUAACAUUGAUUUUCGAUACGAGUUUCCGAAUAUUCGUGAUAUUGGAAAAUGGCAAGGAGCAUUAGUACUUCCAAUUGAAUUGUUGAGUUUUCGGGAUGGAAGUAGACCAACGAUAGAACUACCAAAAGACAAUCAUCCUAUAAUAGAACACGUGAGAGAAGAA